Molecule: messenger RNA, 812 nt
Organism: Enhydra lutris kenyoni (northern sea otter)
Lineage: Eukaryota; Metazoa; Chordata; Mammalia; Carnivora; Mustelidae
Product: N-acetylserotonin O-methyltransferase-like protein
Exons: 5
Coding region: 49-573 (174 amino acids)
Molecular function (GO): nucleoside triphosphate diphosphatase activity
Source: RefSeq, a predicted model, not a curated record
UGCGGGUCCGGCUGCGCGCGGGGUGCGCGGCGCGGGGUUCGGGGCGCCAUGGUGCUGAGCCCGGUCAUCGGGAAGCUGCUGCACAAGCGCGUGGUGCUGGCCAGCGCCUCCCCGCGCCGCCGGGAGAUCCUCAGCCACGCGGGUCUCCGGUUCGAGGUGGUUCCUUCCAGGUUCAAAGAGAAGCUUGAUAAAGCGUCCUUCCCCACGCCUUAUGCCUAUGCCAUCGAAACAGCGAAGCAGAAGGCCCUGGAGGUCGCCAGAAGGAUGCAUCAGAAGGACCUCCGGGCCCCCGACGUUGUCAUCGGAGCGGAUACCAUUGUGACCAUCGGGGGGUUGAUUCUGGAGAAGCCGGUGGACAAGCAGGACGCAUACAGGAUGCUUUCCAGGUUGAACGGGAAAGAGCACAGCGUGUUCACGGGUGUCGCCAUCGUCCACUGUUGCACCACAGGUACAGCACCGCUGGCCUCCUCCCCAGGCCCUGGCCACUGCGGGCGGAACCGGUGUCCCUGCAGACCUGCGCCCUCCCUCCUGCCUCAGGGAGUGGGGGCUGCACAGAGGCCUCGGAGCACCUGACAGAGAUGGGUUCGCCCGCCCAGUGUGACCCACGCAGGUGCUUCCCUCCAGACCUUCCGGUCCGGAAGACAGAGAGGGCUGGCUCACGCCGGCCAGCCGGAAAUCACAGCAGGCCAAAGAAGGUUUUUUUAAAAAGGACCGAAACCCCGAGGAUUGUCUGCAAAAGCUGCUUUGCAUAAUGUGCCCCGAGGGCCGUGCGGGGGCUUUCCAGCCCCACAGCCAAGGCCUCUGGGCCAGCC